UUUUAACUUUGACCACACCCUUGUCACCUUUUUUUGCAAAGAAUGAAGUUUUGUGUAGCAGCACCACUAGAAGCUACCAAGAAAGGGAUAUUCAUUCUCAGUACAGCUUUGAUAGUGUUUGUGGCAAUCAGCAACUCACUACAAUGGCACAUGGAAGAGUUUUGGGGUGCAUCUAAAGCUUUCUUUGUCGAGAAAUGGGCGUAUAUUUAUUACAAUUUCGGUUAUGAGAAUUUUUUCGUUAUGUACAUCCUGGGGACAUCUAUAUACGGCCUUGUCGUUUAUACUUUUAUUAAUAUGUUAUUUGGUUUUGUCGAUGUCACUGGAAGGCCUCAAAUAUUCAAGAAAUACAAGAUUCAAGAUACCAAGAAUUUUCCUGUUGAUCCUGCUAAAUACAAGAAAUGUCUCCAAGUUGUGACUUUUAAUUCUCUCCUCAUCGGUCCUCUCUUCCUUGUAGUAUCCUCCCCCAUUGCUUACUGGCGGGGACUCAAUUGUGGCUACCAGCUGCCAACAUUCCCUCAAGUUAUCUGCCAGCUGAUAGUAUUCACUGUAUCUGUUGAAACGGGAUUCUAUUACAUGCACAGAUUAUUUCAUCACCGGUCUCUUUAUUCUCGUAUACACAAAAUCCAUCACGAGUGGACAGCUCCUAUCAGCCUAGCCUCCGUCUAUUGUCACCCAAUUGAGCACUUUUGCUGUAAUAUUUUCCCGAUAAUGCUCGGUCCUAUAAUCUUGGGUACCUGGUUUAGCAACCAUCUUUCAGCAGUUUGGUUGUGGGUGGCGAUUGCUAUCGUCAAUACCACGUUUUCUCAUUGCGGCUAUCACCUGCCUUUCUUGUCAUCGCCCGAGGGACAUGACUUCCAUCACAGCAAGUUUAAUCAGAACUUUGGUGUAUUGGGUAUACUUGACAGACUACAUGGAACAGAUAACGUAUUUGUUAACAGCAUUGAACACAAGAGGCACUUUAUAUUACUGGGACUCUCAUCAGCUAAAGAAUUAGUACCAGACGAUAAGAAAAUGGCAAUGGAUUAGAGUAGUAUUUAUAUUUUUAUUAGUCAGGUUGUCUGUGUUUAUUUAUAAUUAUUAUAUUGUCUGUCAGUGUGAUUUUCAUUUAUAAGUUGUGCGUUGAAAAUUUGAAAUCAAUCAAUUUGGGGGGAGGUUUAUUACUUCCCGUUUCAUUAA
This is a messenger RNA of Amphimedon queenslandica, 1176 nucleotides long. RefSeq names its product fatty acid hydroxylase domain-containing protein 2-like. Gene Ontology annotation, biological process: lipid biosynthetic process. The record is from RefSeq and is a predicted model, not a curated record. The transcript has 7 exons. Gene Ontology annotation, molecular function: iron ion binding; oxidoreductase activity. The coding region runs from base 43 to 1026 and encodes 327 amino acids. NCBI's taxonomy places the organism in Eukaryota, Metazoa, Porifera, Demospongiae, Haplosclerida, Niphatidae.